AAUUAUUCAACUCCAAAUCCGAUUCAAAUCCGGCGAAUACCAUACCCACUCCACACUCUCGCUGGCUUCAAUACGUACUUCACUCACUCUGCUCUGCGAGGGAGCAUCGUAUUUUCCAAUUUUCCCUCCUCCACUUUCUCUCUCUCUCUCUCUCUCUCUCUCUCUCUCUCGCUACAAACUGAUUUUCUCUGCUCCGCUUUCGCUGCCCCCUAUUUUGAUUUGUUUCGAGUGAUGGAAGGAGCCCAGCCGUACAAUCCUCGCACUGUGGAAGAGGUAUUCAGGGAUUUCAAGGGCCGACGAGCCGCCUUGAUCAAAGCCCUGACCACCGAUGUGGAAGAAUUCUAUCAGCAGUGUGACCCUGAGAAAGAAAACCUUUGCCUUUAUGGCUUUCCUAGUGAACAGUGGGAAGUCAAUUUACCUGCUGAAGAGGUGCCACCAGAGCUUCCAGAGCCUGCACUUGGUAUUAACUUUGCCAGAGAUGGCAUGCAAGAAAAGGAUUGGAUAUCUUUGGUUGCUGUUCAUAGUGAUGCAUGGUUGCUUGCUGUUGGCUUCUAUUUUGGUGCAAGAUUUGGAUUUGACAAAGCUGAUAGGAAGCGUCUUUUUAACAUGAUAAAUGAUCUUCCAACAAUAUUUGAGGUUGUGACAGGUACUACCAAGAAACAAGCAAAAGAAAAGUCAUCUGUCUCAAAUCAUAGCAGUAACAAAUCAAUGUCAAGUUCCAAGCAGCGAGCCUCUGAACCUCAAGGCAAGAAUUCAAAAGCGUCACUCCCAAGGGAUGAGGAAGAGGGUUCCGAAGAGGAAGAUGACGAGGAGCAUGGGGAGACACUAUGCGGAGCAUGUGGAGAGAACUACGCAUCAGAUGAGUUCUGGAUCUGCUGUGACAUGUGCGAGAAGUGGUUCCACGGCAAGUGUGUUAAGAUCACGCCGGCGAGGGCCGAGCAUAUUAAGCAGUACAAGUGCCCAUCAUGCAGCAACAAGAGGUCUCGCCCUUGAUUUUGCAUGUGGGUAGGUCUUUUCUCAAUGCUUCUAGUUCUUAAGGUUGGAUUCUCUUUUGUUAAUUGUUAAUGUUGCCUCUUCCACUGUUUCAAAGUAUGUUGAUAUAAUAUCUCGUUUAGGAUGCAGACUCACUUUAGUGUUUAGUCCGAAUCUGCUGCAAUUUGUGGUGUUUAACUUUAAAUCAGUGUAUAUGCUUUGAAUUAGAGUGGGAAAUAGCAUCAAUGUUAUGGUAAAAACUGCUCAAAGUUUUUCUAA
Molecule: messenger RNA, 1251 nt
Organism: Diospyros lotus (date-plum)
Lineage: Eukaryota; Viridiplantae; Streptophyta; Magnoliopsida; Ericales; Ebenaceae
Product: PHD finger protein ALFIN-LIKE 4-like
Exons: 5
Coding region: 232-993 (253 amino acids)
Biological process (GO): regulation of DNA-templated transcription
Cellular component (GO): nucleus
Molecular function (GO): transcription coregulator activity; transcription cis-regulatory region binding; histone binding
Source: RefSeq, a predicted model, not a curated record